Messenger RNA from Physella acuta, 641 nucleotides. Its product is annotated as transmembrane protein 79-like. Gene Ontology annotation, biological process: regulated exocytosis. Lineage: Eukaryota; Metazoa; Mollusca; Gastropoda; Physidae. The record is from RefSeq and is a predicted model, not a curated record. Gene Ontology annotation, cellular component: trans-Golgi network membrane; lysosomal membrane.
CUGAUUUAAAAAAUGCAAAGAGCGACGAAACUGCAGGACGCAGCCAGAACUUCAGAACCACCCAGCCUCAGGAAGUCUGACCCGGGCCGGUCUACAUUCAAAGAGAGGCUGACCAUAGCUACAGCCGCCAUCAAGACGGUGGCCGGCCUGUCCCUGGGGUACUACGUCCUGUAUUACCACGUGCCAAUCCCCGUGCCGUCCCUCCCCCAGACACUGGACCGCCUCAUCUACACGCUCCGGUUUCAAACGUUCCCCUGUCUGACCUUGAUCGUCGGGAUCCUAGUCGUGGCCUUGACCCGGUUAUUCACCACCGCCAUUGACCCAAUCAACGGCGGCGGUGAACAUCACGUGGCUGUGUACUCGCGGUACCUGACCAACACGGUGGAGCAGUUCCUUGUCAGUUUUGUGGGUCAGCUCAUCCUGGCCACGUUCCUCCAGGAGCACCAGAUGAAGAACAUCCCCAUCCUCGCAAUCUUCUUCGUCUUCGGACGCGUCGCUUUCUUCUUCGGUUACCGGAAGUCGUACCUGAACCGGACAACCGGUUUCGUGGCGACCUUUCUGGUCAGUAUCGUGGUGUGGAUUGUGGUGGUUUAUCACGUGGUGUCCAGCCUUUUCUCUUAACACUCUCAGCACAACCAGUG